Mercenaria mercenaria is the source of this 5713-nucleotide messenger RNA. RefSeq names its product zinc finger protein 37-like. NCBI's taxonomy places the organism in Eukaryota, Metazoa, Mollusca, Bivalvia, Venerida, Veneridae. Gene Ontology annotation, biological process: regulation of transcription by RNA polymerase II. The record is from RefSeq and is a predicted model, not a curated record. Gene Ontology annotation, cellular component: nucleus. Gene Ontology annotation, molecular function: DNA-binding transcription factor activity, RNA polymerase II-specific; RNA polymerase II cis-regulatory region sequence-specific DNA binding. Bases 168 to 2762 code for a protein of 864 amino acids. The transcript is spliced from 10 exons.
AAACAAAGGAAACCCAAAUGGGCAAAGAGGCAGCAUUUAAUUCGUAUUUCUGACGCCGUAUGGAAAAGGUGGAACGAUGUGAAAGCGAAAAAUGAAUGCAAAUCUCAUGACGAUUUUGCAAGAAUGCUCUUGGAUUCGUGAAGGAGAAGCGACCAAAUUUAAAAGCGAUGGGACGACCUAAAAAGCCUGAAAGUGAGAAAAAGAAAUCUGUUCGAGCCAGGUAUCUUCGUUUCAAGGCGAGACACAUCAACAUAGGAGAGGAAGUAGAUCGGUGGGCACAGCUAAAAAGCCUUGUGGGGACAGAUAGUGAUAAAGCACUAGCUAAAUUGCUUAUAGACAACUAUUAUGAAAAAUGUGUCACCCCAGCAUUGACACUGGCUUGUGAGACACAAGGAAGAAGUGCUUCUACACCACUUUGGAAAACUGUGCCAUUACUCUCAGUCCCUGGUGUGUCUUCGGUAACAGAGGGGAGUUAUACUUUGUCCUACAUAAAAGAAGAAGGAGAUGUGACUUUUAUGGAGAAGUCAAAAAUUAAAGAAGAAGGUUCUGGGAAUGUUGAUGACAUGGCAUCAACAAGUGCAAAACAUCAUACAGAUCUGAACAACGAUGAUGAUGGUCAGAGUCAGCAUUGUGAUGGUGGCAAGGGGGAAGAUACUGGUUCAAGCAGAGACAUGAUAUCAGAGAAAAAAGCAAUAUGCUUGAAUACCGAACUUUUAAAACUAGCCAAUCUAAGGAUAAAGAAAAUUUGUACGCAGAAGUUUUGUAAUAAAAUUGUGACUGUGACAGCAAGAUAUAUUGGGACUUCUGCUCAACUAAACUGGACGUGUUCCCGUAAUCACCAGAUAUAUACCUGGAACUCUCAGCCAAAUGUGAAUGCUACCCCAGCAGUAGAUUUACUGCUUUGUUCUGUCAUGCCUCCUACAGAAUAUUCUGCUGUACAUGUUACGCUUAGAAAUGUUGGAAUAGAAAUAAUGUCACCGCCACCAUCUAUUGGGGUUGAUGUGGCAGGUUUAAUGAGCAGAAGAACAGAAAAUCCUGUAUCAGUAAGCUUUGGCCAGAGCAUUGGAAGAUCUAAUCAAUAUCAGCAAUACCCAGAUUUUGAGAGAUUACGUGUGAAAGGAGAAUUAGGUUCGGAAGACGCUGUUUAUCUUGACUCCAAUGUUGAAGAGUCUACUACUGAUGACAUGAUGUUUAGUAACACAGAAAUCAAGAUUGAAGUAAAUGAGGAAGAAAGCCAAAUGGACUUAGAAACAGAUUCAGCUACGGAUGAAGAAUACAAUUAUAUUGAUUUUUUCAGCAGUACAAAUAAAGUACUGAAAUUACAAGAAAGUGGAGAUAAGGGCAUAGAGGAUUGUGGAAUAAAAAGUGCAAGAAUUAAGAAAAAAGGUUACAGACCUAAUUAUGCAGCAUUAGAAUGGAAAGAGGAUAGUGAUGUAGAAAAUGAAGGGUCAGGUGGUAUUACACACGAUAGAAAUGAAGAUCAAAGCAUGGUUGAAGAUGAGGAAGAAACAGAAAGAAAAUCAGAUGCAACAGAUGAUCCAGACUUUAACAUAGCUGGUGAAGCUGGAGAUGAAGAUAGUGAAGUUGAUUCAUCAGAAGAUGACACUAUUGACAAUGAUGCUGCUGAAAAUGAUGUAGAAAUUAGUGAUGACACCAUUAGUAAAGAAAAUAAACAUAGAUUAGCAGCAACAUCAAAACAAACAAAUGAAUGUCCAUCUGAAGGUGAGCUGGAGCCAAAAAGAAAGAGAUUAAGAAGACCUAAUAGAAAAAAACAAGAAAAAGCUGAAGUAAAGCAAAAUAAAACAAAAAAGCCAUGGAUAAAGAUACAUUUAGCUGAUCAUGAUGACAAAUAUAAGAUAGAGACAGUAGAGUCCUUUGAGAGGAAAAAUCGCAAAAUUGAUGCAAGUGAAAAUUUGUAUUCUUGUUUAGUCUGUCAACACUUUAAAUGUUCUUCUAAAGAUGCAAUUGAAGACCAUCUUGAAAAACAUGUGAACAAAGCUCUAGAAUGUGAGAAUUGUCAAUAUAUAAGUUAUUGUUGUACAGAUAUACGGGAACACAGACGGAAGUGUAGUCAAACAGUUAAAGCAGUAUUUGUGUGUGACAUUUGUGGCUAUUGUGUUUCUUCGAGUGACAGUAAGAAGAAUCACAUGGGGAAGGUCCAUGACGUUGCAGAGUGGAAGUGCCGAUAUUGUCCAGAUUUAUUUCGAACAAGAAAUGAAAGAUUAGAUCACAUGCGACAUGAGCACCCUGAGUCUUGCCAAUACUGUGAUUCCUGUAGACAAAGUAAAUUCAAAAUGAGUAAAGAAGAAUUUCAGACUCACAUACAGAAUUGUAGUUCAAAAGUUCAGUGUCAGAUAUGUGGGACAUUUGUAGUGUUGAACGGUAUGAACAAACAUAUCCAUGAUAAACACGAGAACGUUAGGAAGUACCAGUGUCAUAAGUGUCCUUAUUCUGCCAAAAGUUCAAAAAGGUUGAAAACACAUCUCCUUAGUCAUGAGAAUAUUCAUCCCCAUGGCUGUGACCAGUGCUCUUUCACUUGUAUUCAGCCAUACCAGCUGAAAUCACAUAUGCGAACACAUACAGGAGAGAAACCGUACAAAUGUACACAGUGUAAAUAUGCCGCAGCUUGGAAUGUUCAGCUCAAGGAACAUGUCAAAGUUCACAGUAUGGAGACAGCUGUGAUGUGUAAUAAAUGUGAUAUUAUAUUCAAAAAUGAAAAAACACUUCAUAUUCACAUAAAGAAGGAACAGUGUCUCUUGUGAAAGUGUUUUCUGGGGACAUUUUGUAACUGCAUAAAGAUAUUAAAAAGACAUCAAAAAAACAUGUAUAAGCAUGGGAAGAUCAUAGUUUCUGAUUAUGUGUAUGGAUUGCAUAUAUAUAUAUGGCGAUAUUUCAAUAAUUAUGCAAUUUAUUUUUAGCUCACCUGUCACAAAGUGACAAGGUGAGCUUUUGUGAGCGUGUGGCGUCCGUCGUCCGUGCGUAAACUUUUGCUUGUGACCACUCUAGAGGUCACAUUUUUCAUGGGAUCUUUAUGAAAGUUGGUCAGAAUGUUCGUCUUGAUGAUAUCUAGGUCAAGUUCGAAACUGGGUCACAUGCGGUCAAAAACUAGGUCAGUAGGUCUAAAAAUAGAAAAACCUUGUGACCUCUCUAGAGGCCAUAUUUUUCAUGAGAUCUCAUGAAAAUUGGUCAGAAUGUUCACCUUGAUGACAUCUAGGUCAAGUUCGAAACUGGGUCACGUGGGGUCAAAAACUAAGUCAGUAGGUCUAAAAAUAGAAAAACCUUGUGAGCUCUCUAGUGGCCAUAUUUCUCAAUGGAUCUGUAUGAAAAUUGGUCAUAAUGUUCUCCUUGAUGAUGUCUAGGUCAGAUUCGAAACUGGGUCACGUGGGGUCAAAAACUAGGUCAGUAGGUCAAAAAUAGAAAAACCUUGUGACCUCUCUAGAGGCCGUAUUUCUCAAUGGAUCUUCAUGAAGAUUGGUCAGAAUGUUCAUCUUGAUGAUAUCUAGGUCAAGUUUGAAACUGGGUCACAUGCGGUCAAAAACUAGGUCAGUAGGUCUAAAAAUAGAAAAACCUUGUGACCUCUCUAUAGGCCAUAUUUUUCAUGAGAUCUUCAUGAAAAUUGGUCAGAAUGUUCACCUUGAUGGUAUCUAGGUCAAGUUUGAAACUGGAUCACGUGGGGUCAAAAACUAGGUCAGUAGGUCUAAAAAUAUAAAAACCUUGUGACCUGUCUUAGAGGCCAUAUUUUUCAAUGGAUCUUCAUGAAAAUUGGUCAGAAUGUUCACCUUGAUGAUAUCUAGGUCAAGUUCGAAAGUGGGUCACGUGGGGUCAAAAACUAUGUCAGUAGGUCAAAAAAUAGAAAAACCUUGUGACCUCUCUAGAGGCCAUAUUUCUCAAUGGAUCUUCAUGAAAAUUGGUCAGAAUGUUCACCUUGAUGAUAUCUAGGUCAAGUUCGAAACUGGGUCACGUGCGGUCAAAAACUAGGUCAGUAGGUCUGAAAAUAGAAAAACUUUGUGACCUCUCUAGAGGCCAUAUUUUUCAUGGGAUCUUUAUGAAAAUUGGUCAGAAUGUUCAACUUGAUGAUAUCUAGGUCGAGUUUGAAACUGGGUCAAGUGCGGUCAAUAACUAGGUCAGUAGAUCUAAAAAUAGAAAAACCUUGUGACCUCUCUAGAGGCCAUAUUUUUCAAGAGAUCUUCAUGAAAAUUGAUCAGAAUGUUCAUCUGGAUGAUAUUUAGGUCAAAUUCGAAACUGGGUCACGUGGGGUCAAAAACUAGGUCAGUAGGUCUAAAAAUAGAAAAACCUUGUGACCUCUCUAGAGGCCAUAUUUCUCAGUGGAUCUUCAUGAAAAUUGGUGAGAGUGUUCAGCUUGAUGAUAUCUAGGUCAAGUUCGAAACUGGGUCAUGUGCGGUCAAAAACUAGGUCAGUAGGUUGAAAAAUAGAAAAACCUUGUGACCUCUCUACAGGCCAUAUUUUUCAUGAGAUCUUCAUGAAAAUUGGUGAGAAUGUUCACCUUGAUGAUAUCUAGGUGAAGUUUAAAAGUGGGUCACGUGCCUUCAAAAACUAGGUCAUUUGGUCAAAUAAUGGAAAAACCUUGACUGUGACCUCUAGAGGUCAUAUUUUUCAAUGGAUCUUCAUGAAAAUUGGUCAGAAUUUUUUAUCUUGAUGAUAUCUAGGUCACAUGUGCUCAAAAACUAGGUCACUAUGUCAAAGAAUAGAAAUAACGACGUCAUACUCAGUUUAACACUGGGUCAUGUGGGGAUAGGUGAGCGAUUCAGGACCAUCAUGGUCCUCUUGUUGUAAUGAUUUCAUAAAACAUUUCAAAUAAGUCUAGGUACUUGGGAAUUAAUUUUUAUACACAAUUGGUGGGCCACAUACUCUGAAGUUGUCUGCUGUUGAACCUAGCAAAAUUUGGUGACCAUGUGGACAUGAUUAUUUACAGCCUAGUUUCGUAACCAGCUGAAUUGCUUCAGAGACUCUGGAAUUGUGGCCAUUGAAUUACUUAAAAUUGUGAAAAUUGACAGUGUCCGCUCGCCAGCUUGAGUAGAACUUAUCCAGUGUUCACCAAACUUGUUCAUAUGUAUAUAUAUAUUGGUAGGAUCUCUCUGGCAAGCUUGAUAACCAACUGGACUCUUUGAGUCUCUCUGGAGUUAUACCUUUGAAUUACUCAAAAUUGUGAAAAUUGACAGUGUCUGCACUCCAACUUAAUAGAACUUACCCGAUGUUCUCCACAAUUGGUCAUAAUAUAUGAGCCGCGCCAUGAGAAAACCAACAUAGUGGGUAUGCGACCAGCAAGGAUCCAGACCAGCCUGCGCAUCCGCGCAGUCUGGUCAGGAUCCAUGCUGUUCGCUAACGGUUUCUCUAAUUGUAAUAGGCUUUGAAAGCGAACAGCAUGGAUCCUGACCAGACUGCUCGGAUGCGCAGGCUGGUCAGGAUCCUUGCUGGUCGCAUACCCACUAUGUUGGUUUUCCCAUGGCACGGCUCAUAUAUAUUGAUAUGACAUCUCUGGCAAGUUUGAUAACCAACUCAAUCCUUUGAGACUUUUGAGUUAUAACCUUUGAAUUACUCAAAGUUUUGAAAUUGACAGUCUGCUCACAAACUUGAGCAAUGUACUCCUGUUGUUUUCUACAUUAUGCACAUUUUUAUAGCUCUUGUGACAUAACUUUUUGAUCAACCCUCAAAGCUGCUGUUCAUUAUGUAGAUAUAAAACUUCAAAAGAUCA